AUAGAGGUGGUAAGAGGACUUGCGGCGGGCCGCUUCGGCUUCUUCUCGGGCCUGCUCCCUCGGCGGUUUCCCGCGCCUUCAGCCGGCCACCAUGGGGAAACGGGAUAAUCGCGUGGCCUACAUGAAUCCAAUAGCAAUGGCUCGGUCAAGGGGUCCAAUCCAGUCUUCAGGACCAACAAUCCAGGAUUAUCUGAAUCGACCAAGGCCUACCUGGGAGGAAGUCAAGGAACAGCUAGAAAAGAAAAAGAAGGGCUCCAAGGCUUUGGCUGAGUUUGAAGAAAAAAUGAAUGAGAAUUGGAAGAAAGAACUAGAAAAACAUAGAGAAAAAUUAUUAAGUGGAAGUGAGAGCUCAUCCAAAAAGAGACAGAAAAAGAAAAAAGAAAAGAAGAAAUCUGGUAGGUAUUCAUCUUCUUCUUCAUCGAGCUCUGAUUCUUCCAGCAGUUCUUCAGAUUCUGAAGAUGAGGAUAAAAAACAAACAAAAAGAAGGAAGAAAAAGAAGAGCCGUUGCCAUAAGUCUCCUGAGACCUCGGGCUCGGAUUCCGAUUCAGACAGCAAGGAUGGUUCAAAAAAGAAAAAGAAGUCCAAGGAUGUAACUGAAAGAGAAAAGGACACUAAAGGACUCAGCAAAAAGAGAAAGAUGUACGAAGAUAAACCAUUAUCAUCUGAGUCGCUGUCAGAAUCAGACUGUGGAGAGGUGCAAGCCAAAAAGAAGAAAAGCGGUGAAGAGCGGGACAGAACAACAGACAGAGCCAGAAAGAGAAGGAAGCAUAAGAAGCACGGCAAGAAGAAGAAAAAGAAGGCCGCCAGUUCAAGCUCAGACUCGCCCUAGUGCCCAGGAAGACCAGGACCCUUGCAGAGUGCAAUGUCAGAGGAGCUCAACUGUGAAGAUUACCACAUACUUAGUAACGUGCAUGACUUCCCUUGUUCUUAGACUUGUCCUGGACUAGUCAGUAGCCACUUGGAUUCCGCUGUGUGAAGGGCCAUGAUUGUUGCCUGCUGCUUGAACACCUUUUCCUCUUCCAGUGCUUGGUGACUCUGGGAGAUAGUACUUUGCAGUCAUACUAGUGGUUAAGAUAUUUGGAAUAAAGCUAAUAUUUUUUUACUAGAAGUACUUAAGAAUAAAUCAACAGAAACUGAAUCUGGAUUCAUCUUUUAAGAUGUAACCAGAAAUAAUGAGAUGACUCUAGUAAAAAUUUUCAAAGUAGGGAUUACAUUAAUAUUUCAGAAUCCUUACUCUGUAGAUAAGUAUAUUUUAAUUUUUCCCCACGUAUACUUUGAUUUACUUGGGGAAGGAGCUUUUAAAGGGGGUGGUUUGCUAUCUCUUUAGCUACCAGAACAGNGUGCCUUUGAUCUCACACAUCCUACUUUUAUGGACACAGUAGCCAUGCUUCCUGGGAGGACAGAGCUGGGCGCCAUCAGUCCUGCCCCUGCCUGAGGUUAGGACAUCCUUAGACUUGGUUGUAUGCUGCUUCCAAUGAACCAGAGAUACCCGGCCCUGUGCAGCAUGAGAAAGCCCCCAAAGCUCGGAAUUUACCUCCACAUCAAUAGUAACUGAAUGUUUUUAGGGUUACAUUGUAUUACAUCAUUUGAAUUCAUUUGACUACACUUUGGCUUUGGAGAGGGAUUGUUCAGUAGACACUGGUACUUCCUGAGCUUGACAGCUGACGAUUCUAAAGCGCAUGCGUUAUACAAGUUUUAACCAGUCAGGAGAUUCUUACAUAGCCAGUGGUAGAUGCUUUAUGUUUUGUAUAAAUUUUGUUUAGGCUGCAAUGUUUAGCUUUUAACUAACUCUUGCUGUCUUAAGUUCAUAACUAUGUUUAAUGGCACACUUUCAAGAUAUUUAGCAUGUAAAAAGCAGGACUUUUGUUUUUUGUUUUUAACGGCUUCAUAUUGAAGCUGAGACUUUACCACAAACCAGUUGCGUGGCAGGCCUGGUAUGCUGUAUCUUGUUACAUAAAGCUAUUGCCAGAAUCUUAGUAAACACAUGGUUUAANAGUUUGUUGUCUUUGUAUAUCAAUCACAGAUUAUGACAUGUUAACUUCUGUGACAGCUACAUCAUUGCUCUUCCUGUGUUGUGUUCUCUAAGACCUUGUGCUGAAUGAUUUGGAAUGUUAAGAGGACUUGAUAACUCACUUUCCUUUUACACUUUUAUAUAAUCUGGUUGUGAAAUAUAACAAUGGACAGUUUUGCCAGUCUCAGAAGUUAUUAUAAUAGAAUAUGCACAGAACAUUUUGGCAUGAAAAGAGGCUGAAUAAAUAGCUAUUUUACUUAAAAUAGCUGUGCUCUUAUCUCCCUUUGGGUCACAGGUCACAAAGUAACU
This is a messenger RNA of Mus pahari (shrew mouse), 2320 nucleotides long. RefSeq names its product family with sequence similarity 133 member B (gene Fam133b). The record is from RefSeq and is a predicted model, not a curated record. NCBI's taxonomy places the organism in Eukaryota, Metazoa, Chordata, Mammalia, Rodentia, Muridae. The transcript is spliced from 11 exons. The coding region runs from base 92 to 829 and encodes 245 amino acids.